AUCCUUGCACCUGGCGAUGAUUGGUUGGCGUAGAGGGGCGUCGUCCGCCAACGAGACUCGGAACCCGGACCUAUGUUCUCGCGAGAGUUAGCGGCCUUCGGUGUGGGAUGGCCGCGGAGCCGGGCGGAGCUGGCCUGCGGCUCCCGGGGCCGGCUCUCCGGCCGGAGACAUGGCCCGGGGGCCCGGCCCGCUAGGCAGGCCUCGCCCCGAUACGGUCGCCAUGCCCAAGAGAGGAAAGCGACUCAAGUUCCGGGCCCACGACGCCUGCUCCGGCCGAGUGACCGUGGCGGAUUACGCCAACUCGGAUCCGGCGGUCGUGAGGUCUGGACGAGUCAAGAAAGCCGUAGCCAACGCUGUUCAGCAGGAAGUAAAAUCUCUUUGUGGCUUGGAAGCCUCUCAGGUUCCUGCAGAGGAAGCUCUUUCUGGGGCUGGUGAGCCCUGUGACAUCAUCGACAGCAGUGAUGAGAUGGAGGCCCAGGAGGAAAGCAUCCAUGAGAGAACUGUCUCCAGAAAAAAGAAAAGUAAGAGACACAAAGAAGAACUGGAUGGUGCUGGAGAAGAGUAUCCCAUGGAUAUUUGGCUAUUGCUGGCCUCCUAUAUCCGUCCUGAGGACAUUGUGAAUUUUUCCCUGAUUUGUAAGAAUGCCUGGACUGUCACUUGCACUGCUGCCUUUUGGACCAGGUUGUACCGAAGGCACUACACGCUGGAUGCUUCCCUGCCUUUGCGUCUGCGACCAGAGUCAAUGGAGAAGCUGCGCUGUCUCCGGGCUUGUGUGAUCCGAUCUCUGUACCAUAUGUAUGAGCCAUUUGCUGCUCGAAUCUCCAAGAAUCCAGCCAUUCCAGAAAGCACCCCCAGCACAUUAAAGAAUUCCAAAUGCUUACUUUUCUGGUGCAGAAAGAUUGUUGGGAACAGACAGGAACCAAUGUGGGAAUUCAACUUCAAGUUCAAAAAACAGUCCCCUAGGUUAAAGAGCAAGUGUACAGGAGGAUUGCAGCCUCCUGUUCAGUACGAAGAUGUUCAUACCAAUCCAGACCAGGACUGCUGCCUACUGCAGGUCACCACCCUCAAUUUCAUCUUUAUUCCGAUUGUCAUGGGAAUGAUAUUUACUCUGUUUACUAUCAAUGUGAGCACGGACAUGCGGCAUCAUCGAGUGAGACUGGUGUUCCAAGAUUCCCCUGUCCAUGGUGGUCGGAAACUGCGCAGUGAACAGGGUGUGCAAGUCAUCUUGGACCCAGUGCACAGUGUUCGGCUCUUUGACUGGUGGCAUCCUCAGUACCCAUUCUCCCUGAGAGCAUAGUUAUUGCUUCCCAUCCCUUGGGGGCAGCCUCGAGUCUAGUCCAUUAGUAAUCAGAUUCCAGUUUGGACAGGGUGGCUGGAUUGUAUAUCUGGUUAGUAAUGUACAUGCUCUUCAGGUUCUAGGGCUCCUGUUAGGGGAGGGAGAAAUGUUGAAUCAAGAGGGAAAACAACUACUAUGAUUUAUAAACAUAUUUUAAUGUAAAAAUUUGCAUUUAAAAGGAGUGGCCCUGUUUUCUGUGUUAAAACCCCAUUUGGUGCUAUUGAGUUUGUUCUUUAUUCUUUUAUCCCAGUGAAAGUUGUUGAUCUUGCUGUAGGGAAAAAUUAAACUCUUUGAAUCUCCAAACAAAGAAGUUUCAGCAUUCCCUUAUGGAUCAGAGGAAACUUAGAGGCCUGAAAUUGUUGCUUCCAGUUUAGCUGCCCCUCAAAUUCAAGUGAAUAUUUUCCCUUCUCCCUUUACCCGUCUCCAGAAAUAAAGCAGGUGACAGGGUUUUCAGAAUCUUACCAGAUUGACUUGUGUAUCUUUUUAAAAAAAUAAUUUGUGAUAUUUAUUGCAUACAUUUUCUUUUGCCAGUUUUGGAUUUUAGGUAUUUUUUUGCAUGAGGCUGAUAGUGGUGAUGACGACUUUCUACCCUUGGUACUAUACUAGGAACUUUACAUAGUAUCUCUACUUCUCACAGUCUUGCAAAGUAGGUGAUAUUAUUCCCGUUUUAUGGUUGAGAAAACGGAAUUAGUGACUGUACCUAUAACACCAGUAAAUGCAGAGCCAAGAUUCUGACCCAGGUCUUUUUGUUGUACCAUAAUUUUAAAAGAUGAGUCUCAUUUUUCUUGUGGUAGAUGGUGGUAAAAGGGAGUAGGCAGAGUGUACAUAGAUUAAAAAAAGUAAAAGGGUAAGUAAAAAAUUGAUUGUGGUAUACCUUAUUCUAAUCAGCCGAAAAAGUAUAGAAGAUUGAUGAAAUGACCUUUUAAAUAUGUAUUUCUGAGUAAAAUGUAAAACCAAGAAAGUUAUUUCAGGAAGGAUAGUGACACUUUGAUUGAACUGUUGGAAAGGCAUUUAUUAGGCUAAAACGUCAUUAACAAAAUGCAUUGCAUGUUGAAACCAGCCUCUUGAACCAUAAGCACUUAGCGACUUUGCUCUGCCCUGUACUGUGCUGCUUCUGCUGUCAUCCUGUGUGCCUACAGAAGCCUGGUCUUCCGUCCAUACAGAAAUGCUUAUGUCCUCCUGUUGUUUAGAUGACUCCUGUUGUUCAGGUGUACUCUCAGAAGAGAAUCACAAACGUUUUUCUGUUUUGCUAAGAAGAAAACCUUGCUGCUUGUCUCUCCUCCCACCCUCCACCAUCCAGAAUUAACCAGUGAGCUGGAUAUUACCUGGAUAUUGCCAGGAGGUGGGCAUUAAGACAGUAUUCUUUAAAAAUGAAAAUCUUGUGGAGGAAAAUCUUGUGAGGCAAACUGCUAAAUUUGCGUUUUUUUUUUUUUUAACCAUCUUCCCUAGGAAUAUUCUUAGAAAGCAUCUGCUUAAUUUUGCUGCUAACAGCUAACCUUAUCCCACGUUGAGGGUGGUAUUAAAACUGUACACACAGAGUGAGCCUGGGUCAGUCAAAAACAGAAUUUGGGCAUUUAAGUGGUAACAGACAAAAAACCUAAGGACAAUGAGCACUUUGCAGAUCUCUACAAUGAAAAGUUGCCUCUUUGAGGCAGGAGGAGAGAAGCACAGUCCCUGCCUGGUUGCCUGAACUAAAGAUGCCAUGGAGCCAGGAGUGUCUUGGUGCAUUGUUCCCCGCUUAGGAGUACCUUUAAAAAGGGGGUGAAAUAAAUUUGGCUUAAUAAUUGUA
Molecule: messenger RNA, 3125 nt
Organism: Pongo pygmaeus (Bornean orangutan)
Lineage: Eukaryota; Metazoa; Chordata; Mammalia; Primates; Hominidae
Gene: TMEM183A
Product: transmembrane protein 183A
Exons: 8
Coding region: 170-1297 (375 amino acids)
Biological process (GO): regulation of protein stability
Cellular component (GO): SCF ubiquitin ligase complex
Molecular function (GO): protein binding
Source: RefSeq, a predicted model, not a curated record